This is a messenger RNA of Diachasma alloeum, 2979 nucleotides long. It is a transcript of the gene IleRS-m, whose product is annotated as isoleucine--tRNA ligase, mitochondrial. The transcript is spliced from 3 exons. The coding region runs from base 102 to 2975 and encodes 957 amino acids. Lineage: Eukaryota; Metazoa; Arthropoda; Insecta; Hymenoptera; Braconidae. Gene Ontology annotation, biological process: isoleucyl-tRNA aminoacylation. Gene Ontology annotation, molecular function: ATP binding; aminoacyl-tRNA deacylase activity; isoleucine-tRNA ligase activity. Gene Ontology annotation, cellular component: cytosol. The record is from RefSeq and is a predicted model, not a curated record.
UGAUGGCCAGUGUUUACCGGUGCGGCGUGCGAUUUCACUUGGGCUUUCAAUGAUUUUCAAAAAUAAUUCAUAACAAUUGCUUGACAUAUUCAGUAAAUAUUAUGUUGUCACUUAUAAAAAAACCCGCAAAGUUUUUGUCCAUUCGGUUGGCUUCGUUUAAUAGAGUGGCAUUGAGGUACUAUGCCAAAGUUGAUAAGGCGAAUGACAAAAAAUACACAAGUACAGUGUUAUUACCACAGACAAAAUUCCCUCUGAGAUUGAAUGGAGCUCAGAGAGUGGAAAUGGAUAAUUAUUUGUUGGAGAAAUGCGGCUUCUCCGAGCUAUACAGCUGGCAAAGAUCGCACCUCCCGCCCCCGGACUUCACCCUGCACGACGGUCCCCCCUACGCCAACGGUGCCCCGCACAUGGGUCACGCGGUGAACAAAAUCCUCAAAGACAUCACCCUCCGCAGCCGGGUGAUCCGUGGGGAACGCGUCCACUACGUCCCCGGCUGGGACUGCCACGGUCUCCCCAUAGAACUCAAAGCCCUCUCCACCUCGAAAAACCGCACCCCCCUCGCCCCCCAAGAGCUCCGUACCCUGGCGCGUGGCUACGCGCAACAAGAGCUCGAAAAGCAAAAGAAAGCCUUCACCUCCUGGGGAGUAAUGGCGGACUGGGCCUCCGGGUGCUACUUCACCCACGAGAAAUCCUACAUAAACAACCAACUCCACCAGUUUUUGAGGCUCUACUCAAAGAACCUCAUCUUCCGGGAUUUUAAGCCCGUCUACUGGUCCCCCUCGUCGAAAACGGCAUUGGCAGAGUCAGAGCUGGUGUACAACGACAACCACAAGAGCAUAUGUGCGACCGUCCGCCUAUUGCUCACAAAGCUCCCCCCAGUCCUCGAGCAAUUCUCCAACAAAGAGAUCUACGCUCUGACCUGGACGACGACUCCCUGGACGUUGGCCUCCAACCAGGCCCUGAGUUACUCCGCAGACAUUCCCUACUGUUUGUCAACAGACCCUGAAGGAACCCUCUACAUAACCUCGGAGACGCUCCUCCCCUCGGUCUCCGAAAAGUUCGGACCCCUCGAAAAGGUUCUCACCCUCUCCGGAGAGGACUUAAAGCUCUCGGAAUACUCCCACCCAAUCGGGAAACACUCUCUCCCCUUCCUGGAGUCUCCCCACGUGACGGAUAAAGUCGGAACAGGAAUCGUCCACACAGCCCCCGCCCACGGGAACGAGGACUUCCUGGUGUGCCUAGCCCACAAUAUUCCCGUCAAGUCCCUAGUCGAUGAAGAAGGAAAGUUCAACGAAGACGCCGGGGAGUUCCAGGGGCUGGAGGUCUUGAGGGCUGGCACCUCAGCUGUGUUGACCCGCCUGGCGGACGACGUCCUUCACACAGAGGAGAUUGUUCACAGCUAUCCUUACGACUGGAGAACAAAGAAACCCGUGAUCACCAGGGCCAGCCACCAGUGGUUCAUCAACACCGAAGCCCUCAAAGAGAAAGCUCUCGAGUCCGUAGAGACCACCAAGUUCUUCCCGAAGACGAAGGAGAGUGUCUUCAUGAACAGCUUGCGUCAGCAGAUCUCGAGGAGACCCUUCUGGUGCAUCUCCAGACAGAGGUCUUGGGGCACUCCCAUUCCAGUGUUUUACGAUAGACGAACGGGGGACGUAGUUGUCAACGAAGAGAUCGUGGAGAGGGUUUGCGAGGUCUUCCAAGAGCAGGGGGACGACUCCUGGUGGGCGCUUACCGUUGAGGAACUCCUGGGAAAGGUUAUCUUGAAGAAAUACAGGUUGAACCCAGAGGAUUUGGAGAAAGGGCGGGACAUCAUGGACAUCUGGUUCGAUUCUGGCAUCUCGUGGUCUUCAGUCUUGCCUACGAAAUCCGCUGAUCUCUACCUCGAGGGGAUGGACCAGUUCAACGGGUGGUUCCACUCGUCUCUGAUCACCUCUGUUGCGAUCCAGGGGAAGGCGCCUUUCGCUUCCAUCUUCGUUCACGGGUUUACGGUGGACAAGAGUGGGCAGAAGAUGUCGAAGUCUUUGGGGAAUGUUAUCAGCCCUGAGGACAUCAUCAAGGGGAGGAAGAGUGAGGCGAACGCUCUGGGAACUGACGUUCUGAGGUGGUGGGUAGCCAGUCACGGGGUGCAGCAUACCCAGAUCCCGAUCGGCGAAGGGAUCUUCAAGGAAAGCGCCGAGAGCGUUCAGAGGAUCAGGGCUAUUCUGAGGUUCCUACUGGGGGCACUUCAUGAAGAGGUUUCUGGUGGGGCUGAGGUCAAGGCUGAAUACCUCCUCCUGGACAGGUUCAUGCUGCACAAGCUCUAUCACUUUAAUAGAGAGGUGCAGAGCCUCUAUGAUGACUUUCAGUAUCAUCACGUGGCGAAGACUGUUCUUAACUUUGUCAGCAAUGAUGUGUCUGCGGUGUAUUGUUCCUUGGUGAAAGACAGGUUGUACUGCGAGAGAGGGAACAGCCCUGUGAGGAUCGGCGCUGUGGAUGUUGUUGAUGAUAUUCUGACGGUCGUCACCAGGGCGGUGGCUCCUAUCCUGCCGUUUCUGGCUGAGGAGGUGUGGCUGCAUCAUCCGGAGAAUUUGACGUCUGUGAGCUUGUAUAGGUCGACGCCUUGUGACCCUCCGGGGGAGUGGGACGAUGCGGAGGUGGAGAGGGUCGUUGGAGCGGCCUUGGCGGUUAGGGGAUGGGUGAAUAAGGCUGUCAGCGGGAAUAGUCUGGUGAUGGAGGGGACCGUUACGGUUGGCGCGGAGGACUUCAGGAAUCUAUCGAAACUUCAGAAUGAAAGAACAUCAACUACAUCUGAAUUAUCCAACAUUCUACAGCUCUCGUCAGUCACUCUAAUUGAAGAUCCCUCAUGCACAUCUCCCAAGAUUGACGUUAAACCGAUUGAAUAUUCACUGUGCAAACGAUGCAGAAAAUACCCAGAAUCCAGUGAAGGCGAACCGUGCAUCCGGUGCAGACAAAUUGUGGAUGUUCAUUCGACUACGUGAUUAA